AUGAGAUGUGUGCGGCACAUGGUGUGCUGGGCUGGGACACGGCAGUUAUAUAUGAGUACCGUUGACCCCUUGCUCCUGUCAUCAUCCGGAAGUGCAGACUCGCCUUCAAAGCAUACGGCUCCUGCUCGGCCAUCGGUGGGCUCAUUGAACUGCCUCUGCCGUGCUGAUUCAUGCUCUUCCUCAGUGUAUGAGGAUUGCGAUACUGCUUCUGUUAAUUUUGCGGAUGAAGGGGAUGCCAUACCAAGGCAUUGUCCGGAGGAGUCUGAUUUGAGCAGGGUGGCAGAGCGUUUCCAGUCUGCUGAUUCGCAUUUCUUCCAUCGUCUCUCGGUGGAAUGCUCUCAGAAGGAGAGGCAGCGGAAGAUUUCUUGGGGUGGUGUAAUGGAGAUGCAGCGCUCUCCAUCAUCCCUAGAGGUCGGAGUAGUAUCUUCCUCCCAGGAGAAACCAAAUCGACCCCCGAGGGGCAGGAACAAGAGCUCACAUUUUGAAGACCUGUUUUCAUCUGAGCAAGAGCAUGACCCAAGGCUAAUUUACAUCAAUGAUCCCUGCAGAACAAACGACCGAUAUGAAUUUACAGGAAAUGAGAUUCGGACAAGCAAGUAUACUUUGAUUACUUUCCUGCCUAAGAACCUCUUCAUCCAGUUCCAUCGGCUGGCUUAUGUAUACUUCCUAGUUAUUGCUGCUCUUAACCAGCUACCUCCUUUAGCUGUGUUUGGAAGGACUGCUUCAUUGUUCCCGCUACUUUUUGUGUUGUUUGUGACUGCUAUAAAAGAUGGUUAUGAAGACUGGCGUCGUCACAGAUCUGACAGGAAUGAAAAUAACCGAGAGGCACUUGUUCUUCAACAUGGUGAUUUUCGGUCAAAAAAAUGGAAACACAUUUGUGUGGGGGAGGUUGUCAAAAUUCAUUCCAAUGAAACAAUGCCAUGUGAUAUGGUCCUGCUGGGUACAAGUGAUCCAAAUGGUAUAGCUUACAUCCAAACAAUGAAUUUGGAUGGCGAGUCAAACCUGAAAACAAGGUAUGCUCGCCAGGAAACUGUUACCAUGAUAAGCCACAGCUCAUAUUUGGGGUUGAUCAAAUGUGAGCAGCCUAACAGAAAUAUCUAUGAGUUUACAGCUACCAUGGAGCUGAAUAAUCAGAGGAUUCCGCUUGGCCAAUCUAACAUUGUAUUGCGUGGGUGCCAGCUCAAAAACACAGAAUGGAUUAUCGGGGUCGUCGUCUAUGCUGGCCAGGAGACAAAAGCUAUGUUAAACAGUACAAUAUCUCGUUCAAAGAGCAGCAAUCUAGAGAGUUACAUGAACAGGGAAACCCUUUGGUUAUCAGCUUUCCUCUUGAUCACAUGCUCAGUUGUUGCUACAGGGAUGGGUGUAUGGUUAUUUAAAAAUACUAAAAACCUUGACGCACUACCAUACUACAGGAGAAAGUACUUCACCUUUGGCAGGGAAAACAGAAAGGAUUUUGAGUUCUAUGGCCUUGCAUUGGAGAUAUUUUUCUCCUUCUUGAGUUCUGUGAUUAUCUUUCAGAUAAUGAUACCAAUAUCAUUAUACAUCACCAUGGAGCUAGUUAGAGUGGGGCAGUCAUACUUCAUGAUUGGAGAUACUCGGAUGUAUGACAGUAGUUCAGGUUCAAGAUUUCAGUGCCGGUCAUUGAAUAUCAAUGAAGACCUAGGCCAAAUACGGUAUAUAUUUUCUGACAAAACAGGUACCUUGACUCAAAAUAAGAUGGAAUUUCAGCAAGCGAGCAUCUAUGGGAGGAAUUAUGGGAGCUCCUUGCAGGUCACUAGUGACUCAUCACAUGAAAUAACCAUUGCAGAGUCAUCGAGCCAACAUGACAGGAAGCCCAAGUCAGAAAUCAAUGUUGAUGCACUACUCUUGGCACUUCUGAAACAACCAUUGUUUGGGGAGGAAAGACUCGCAGCCCAUGAUUUUUUCCUUACUUUGGCUGCAUGCAAUACUGUCAUUCCAGUUAGCACAGGAGGUUCUCCCGAUUUGACCAAUGAAGUAAGUGAGGUUGGUGCAAUUGAUUACCAGGGCGAAUCACCUGAUGAGCAGGCCUUAGUAAUUGCAGCUUCUGCUUACGGAUACAAGCUUGUUGAAAGAACAACUGGCCACAUUGUUAUAGAUGUUCAGGGCGAGAGGAUAAGGUUGGAUGUUCUUGGUCUGCAUGAAUUUGAUAGUGUGAGAAAAAGAAUGUCUGUUGUUGUAAGAUUUCCAGACGACACUGUGAAAGUUCUUGUCAAGGGUGCUGAUACUUCAAUGCUUAGUAUUUUGAGGACCAGGAACCAUGAUGGACUUUUUGAUUCUUUGCACGCCAAAACUAUAGAAACUACAGAAAAUCAUUUGUCAAGUUAUUCCUCAGAGGGUCUACGAACCUUAGUAAUUGGUUCGAAGUACCUGAGCAAUGAAGAAUUCAGUGAAUGGCAGGAAAGGUACGAAGAAGCUAGCACCUCCAUGACAGAGAGAUCGGCAAAGCUCCGUCAGGCGGCAGCCCUUGUAGAGUGUGAUUUGACUCUUCUGGGUGCAACUGGAAUUGAAGAUAAGUUGCAGGAUGGUGUGCCUGAGGCCAUUGAGUCCCUCCGUCAGGCUGGAAUCAAGGUCUGGGUUCUCACAGGGGAUAAGCAAGAAACUGCUAUAUCGAUUGGUUUAUCAUGUCGAUUAUUAACUCAAGGUAUGCAUUCAAUUAUCAUAAAUGGUUCCUCCGAGAUUGAAUGCAGGAGCCUUCUAGCUGACGCUAAAGCCAAAUUUGGAAUCAAGUCGGCUGACCUUGGAAAGCAAGAUGUGGAAGAUCUGCACAACGGCGAUGUUUCAAAAUUAAGGUCCUCUAAUGGUCAAGCAUCUGAAAGUGGAAUACAAAACUUCCAGUUGACUGGGGUUAUUGCUAAUGACAAGUCAGUAAACAUCGAGGAAUCACCAAAUUUUGAUGAUGCUGAGUUAGCACUGAUAAUUGAUGGGAACUCCCUUGUGUAUAUUCUAGAGAAAGAUCUUGAAUCAGAGUUAUUUGACUUGGCAACCUCCUGUAAAGUUGUCAUCUGCUGCCGUGUUGCUCCUCUGCAAAAGGCUGGAAUCGUCGAUCUGAUUAAAAGCAGGACGAGUGACAUGACCUUGGCAAUCGGUGAUGGGGCAAAUGAUGUUUCAAUGAUACAGAUGGCUGAUGUUGGUGUUGGUAUAUGUGGUCAAGAAGGUCGUCAAGCGGUGAUGGCUUCAGAUUUUGCUAUGGGGCAGUUCCGCUUUUUGAAGAGAUUGCUUCUUGUACAUGGGCACUGGAAUUAUCAACGUAUGGCAUACAUGAUUCUCUACAACUUCUAUCGGAAUGCUGUCUUUGUGCUAAUGCUCUUCUGGUAUAUCUUGCACACUGCAUAUUCCGCAACGCUUGCGCUAACAGAUUGGAGUAGUGUUUUCUAUUCCCUUAUCUACACAUCAGUUCCCACAGUAGUGGUUGGUAUUCUAGACAAGGACUUGAGUCACAAUACUCUUCUUUAUUAUCCGAGACUAUAUGAGGCAGGGCUUCGAAAUGAGGGCUACAAUAUGACACUCUUCUGGAUCACAAUGCUAGAUACCUUGUGGCAAAGCCUUGUCCUUUUCUAUGUACCUUUCUUCACAUACAAUAUCAGUACGAUGGACAUAUGGAGCAUGGGAAGUUUAUGGACAAUUGCGGUGGUUAUACUGGUCAAUAUUCAUCUGGCCAUGGACAUUCAACGUUGGGUGCUUAUAACCCAUCUCGCCAUAUGGGGCUCUAUAGCUGCAACGUUUUUGUGCAUGGUGUUAAUAGAUUCUAUACCUAUAUUCCCUAAUUACGGGACACUAUACAAUAUGGCUGCUUCAAGAACUUACUGGCUUAGUGUUUGCCUUAUAAUAGUCUUGGGGUUGCUUCCUCGGUUUCUUUGCAAAGUAAUAUAUGAGACCUUCUGGCCAUCUGAUAUUCAAAUAGCAAGAGAAGCUGAGUUGUUAAAGAAGCUGCCUCAACAGUUGCGAUCAAGGCCUGAAAGUGAUAUCAGCUAA
Molecule: messenger RNA, 3993 nt
Organism: Triticum turgidum subsp. durum (durum wheat)
Lineage: Eukaryota; Viridiplantae; Streptophyta; Magnoliopsida; Poales; Poaceae
Source: the annotation of a GenBank genome assembly